AUGGGCCAAAUAUAUUCAUUCCUAGGCUAUGGAAAUACGACUGGGAACAACAAUCAGGAAGCAUUAUUACUCGGUGAAGAUUUUUCCUGCAAAAUAUGCUUGGAGGUUUUACAUGACCCAGUUCAAUGUCAAAACAACGAGCAUUAUUUUUGUCGGAAGUGUGUCACGAAGCAUCUGGGAAACUCUGAAAGAUGUCCACUUUGUAUGGACCAACUGACGCUCGAAACGCUGCGACCUGCACCUCGAAUUGUUGCCAGUGUUGUAUCCCAGUUGAAAAAACCACGUUGCAGUCAUGUUUCUCGAGGUUGUGAGGAGAAUGUUCAAGUUGAAGAGUUGUUGUUACAUGAACAGACGUGUGGUUAUGCUCCGGUUGUUUGCUCGAACGAAGGCUGCAAAGAGACGGUGAACAGACGCGAUAAAGAAAGCCACGAGACGGAAGAAUGCAAAUUUAGAAAGAUAACUUGCGAAUCUUGUGAUGAAGAGUUGGUGUAUGUUGAUUAUUAUAAGAACCAUCAAUGCAGUUUAAGAUUGAGGAAAGAGAUAGAUGAAAUUAAAUUACGUUUGGAUGAAAUGAACGACGCUUUGAAACAAAUUGUUUCUACCGGAACUAAACAUAAAAUGAAGUUAGCAACAAAUUCAGAAUGCGUUCGUAACAACAAGCAGACAAGUCGACAGGAAGAAGUUCCCUGCAAAAGUUCUACCGCCAUUCGUGGAGAGAAAAAUGUCGUCAACGGACAAAUUUUUAUUUUUGGUGGUGACCUAUUCGACGACGAAAUUGGAAAAUCUGUCGAGGUUUUUAACUGGUCAACGAAGACUUGGACUUUGAUUAAAAAUUGUUUAUUUUUCCAACGGUGGCACUCAUUUUCGUUUCUUUACGGGAAGAAAAUAAUGGUUUGCGGCGGUUAUUCCAAAGGGCGGAUUGAAUACCUGAAUCCAAGCGAGAGUGGGUAUACUGCAACUGUAUCAUCAGUUUCAUUGCCCAGCAAUGCUAAAUGCAAUGGUUUACUUCAUAAAGGUCGACUCCUCACGUUCCACAAAAAAAGUGUAGUAGAAACCUCGCUUGAUUCACCUGGAGAAUCAAGAACACUCUUGGCAGAGAAGCAAGAUCGUAAUAUUUCUGCAGGAGUGCAUUGCUUUGGUAACAAUAUUUAUAUUGUUGGAGGGAUAGAGAGUUCCAUGGAGAAAUAUGAUGUGGUUAAGAACGAGAUAAAAACUCUGCCUUCUUUGCCGUAUACAGUGUCAGGCAUGGCGACUGUCGCGUACAAGGAUAACAUCAUUAUCCUCGGUGGUCUCCAUGGAGAAAAGGCACUGGAUGAUGUUGUCAUGUUUAAUGUGACCAACCAGGAGUACAAGAAAUUGCCGUCCUUGUUAGAAACGAGAUAUGGUUGCGCAGCUGUGAUCAUAGGAGACAUGAUUGUCGUUAUGGGCGGUAUGAAGAAAGAUAACGAAUCUGAUUGGAUGGAUCACAUGAUGGUUUUAAAAACAGUGGAGUAUUAUGUGAUUGGUGACAGUGCGUGGCAAAAAUUGCCAGCCAUGAAUCUAGGUCGAUCUUAUGCCACUGCUUGUGUGUAUAUGUAUUAA
Paramuricea clavata is the source of this 1581-nucleotide messenger RNA. The record is from the annotation of a GenBank genome assembly. NCBI's taxonomy places the organism in Eukaryota, Metazoa, Cnidaria, Anthozoa, Malacalcyonacea, Plexauridae.